Schizosaccharomyces osmophilus is the source of this 1425-nucleotide messenger RNA. Its product is annotated as translocon subunit Sec61-like protein. Gene Ontology annotation, cellular component: Sec61 translocon complex; membrane. Gene Ontology annotation, molecular function: transmembrane protein transporter activity; ribosome binding; signal sequence receptor activity. Lineage: Eukaryota; Fungi; Ascomycota; Schizosaccharomycetes; Schizosaccharomycetales; Schizosaccharomycetaceae. The coding region runs from base 1 to 1425 and encodes 474 amino acids. The record is from RefSeq and is a predicted model, not a curated record. The transcript is spliced from 6 exons. Gene Ontology annotation, biological process: SRP-dependent cotranslational protein targeting to membrane, translocation; post-translational protein targeting to membrane, translocation.
AUGAGCAGGUCUCGCUUGUUAAACACUAUGAAGCCGCUAGGCGCUUUAUUACCAGAAGUCGAAGGACCACAGACUCGAUAUGAAAUGAUUGAAAAGUUGGCUUGGAUGGCCGGUUGUGCUGUGAUCUAUCAGGUCUUGCUAAACAUGCCUGUUUACGGCGUCCCAAAACGCGAAUUCGUAGACCCUAUCAACAUCUGGCGUGUGCUAGAUGGUUCUUCUGCAUCUGGUGUUUUGGUCACGGGUUUGGCUCCCAUCUUCUUCUCUGGCUUUCUAAUGCAACUUUUGGCUGCCGGUCGUAAAAUAGCUGUUAAUUUUAAUUUAAUCAGCGACCGAGUCAUGUUUCAAAAUACCCAAAAAGUUUUCUCUGCUUUCUUGUAUCUCCUUUUCUCUAUCGCAUACGUUGUAUCAGGCUACUAUGGCCCCGUCUCUGAACUUGGCAUCGUUUUAGUUCUCAUUUUCAUAGUUCAAUUAUUCAUAUCCGGAAUUAUUUGUAUUUAUUUAUGCGAAAUUGUCGAAAAGGGAUACGGCUUGGGCUCUGGUCCUGUUCUUCUCUUGGCGUCUCAUAUUGUUUCUUCUUUGUUCUGGCAGAUUCUAAGUUUCAGCCGUUAUCAGUUGACUGAAGACAUUAGCCAAUAUGAAGGUACCCUUGUCGGGUUGGUAUUCUCUCUGUUUUCAUACAAAGAAAAGUUUUACGCCCUUCGUUCAAUUCUCUUCCGUACUGAUCGUUUGAAUGUUUUUAGCCUUUUAGCUUGUGUUGGUGCAUUUGUCGCCUUCAUUUAUCUUUUGAGCAUGAGAAUUGAUAUCUCGAUUCGGUCAUCCCGGGUUCGUGGAUUCCGUCAAAACUUCCCUUUGAAAUUGUUUUACACUUCCAUCAGCCCUUUCUUGUGUAUCUUCUUUUUCGUUUCUCAUCUUUUAGUGUUAGCCUACUUUAUUCACAGCAUGUUCCCUAACUCUGUUUUUACUCGCUUUUUGGUUCAGUACACAAAGAAUGAGACUCAUCCAAUUCAACAAUUGCGUCUAACUGGUGGGUUGAUUUAUUACUUUGUUCCUCCUUUGAGCAUAUGGGAAACCAUCACUUGCCCGAUCCACACCGUUGUCUAUGUUGUACUUCUGUUCUCUACAUCUCUCUAUCUUUCUCUCGCUUGGACGAAAGCCACCGGCAGCGGACCUCGUGAUGUUCUUGCUUUCUUUAAGGAGAACCAGCUUAUUAUGGCUGGUUUCCGUGAAGUCAGCAUGUUAAGGGAGUUGGAAAAAGUUGUGCCUAGCGCUGCUCGCACCUCUGCAUUGGUUAUGAGCAUUUUGUUAUUACUUGCUGGUAUCACUGCUUCCACUUUUGGAUUAGGAGUAGUCGUUGCUUCUGCUCUUGUAUUUGCUUCCUUUGAAGUUGUCAUGGGUUCAAAUCCUUCACUUGCUAAUGGACUUUAA